CCUGUGAACUCUGCCUGGCAACAAAUGGACAUUCUUUUCAUUGGCUCGUCAGGCGAGUUACAUUUGAUGAUGGUGGCAACGGUUCAACAAAAAGAGUACAAGUCGGCAUGACAAAUAAGCAGCAUUCACCCAUGAGUAGAUUUUGAAGCCGCGCAACAUGUCGGAAAAUCCACCCGGGCGCUGAGUAACAGCAGGCUGAGCGGCCAUCCCGUCCGUCAUCCCGUCAUCCCGCCUCAGGCUGCAGUGGACGGAGAUGGCGAGCGGCAGGCAGAAAGUGGUGCUGAUCACCGGCUGCUCAUCGGGCAUCGGCUUGAGGAUGGCCGUCAUGCUGGCCAAGGACCAACACCAGCGCUACCACGUCAUCGCUACAAUGCGAGACCUGAAGCGCAAGGACAAGCUGGUGGAAGCUGCCGGCGACGCGUACGGGAAAACGCUCUCUCUGGCCGUGCUGGACGUGUGCAGCGACGACUCGGUCAAACAAUGCAUCGACGGCAUCAAGGAUCGCCACGUUGAUGUCCUAAUCAACAACGCGGGCAUCGGCCUGGUGGGGCCCCUGGAGAGCAUUCCUAUCGAGGAGAUGAAGAAGGUGUUUGAAACCAACUUCUUCGGUGUGAUCCGAAUGAUCAAGGAGGUGAUGCCUGACAUGAAGCGACGUAAAGGGGGGCACAUCAUUGUGAUCAGCAGCGUCAUGGGACUUCAAGGGGUGGUCUUCAACGACGUCUACGCGGCUUCUAAGUUUGCCAUGGAGGGCUUCUGCGAGAGUCUGGCCGUGCAGCUGCUCAAGUUCAACGUCACGUUGUCGAUGAUUGAGCCCGGCCCGGUUCACACGGAAUUCGAGGCCAAGAUGAUUCAGGACGUGCGGCAGAAGGAGUACCCGGGAACCGACCCGGACACGGUGCACUACUUCAAGAACGUUUACCUGCCGUCUUCCGUGGACAUCUUUGAAACGCUCGGACAAACGCCGGAUGACAUAGCGAGAUGCACCAAGAAGGUGAUCGAAGCCAGCAGGCCGCGAUUCCGCAACCUGACCAACCCCUUGUACACGCCCAUCGUGGCCCUCAAGUACGCCGACGAGACGGGCGGCCUGUCGGUCCAUGCCUUCUACCACAUGCUCUUCAACCUGGGUUCGCUCAUGCAUGUCAGCAUGACGGCUAUGAAGUACCUCACUUGCGGCUGUUUGAGGAGCCGCACCGUGUCGCCAAACUAAGGAACCCCAACAACUGCUGGGACAAUUUCACAGGAAAUUUCCGAAACUGGAACCGUUAGAUCCAAGAUCACGCAAUAUUACCAGCAAACAAUCAAGACUGCGUGAAUGUGUAUGAUUUUGGAUACACAUAGACUUUUUAAUUAAUGUAAAAAGCUGUAAAAAAAAACAUUUUUAAGAAACAAACUACGAACUGUAUAGGUAGUGAAGAUUUUAAGGAUAAUUAUUGUUGCAGUCGUGGCACAUCAUAAAAAUUAAUUCCACUUGGAAAGAAAGCAUCAAAUCACUUUGUCAUGCCAUAUUUUCUUCUGUACAUAUAACUGAUGUAAUAAAUCAGUCCCUUCA
This is a messenger RNA of Syngnathus typhle (broad-nosed pipefish), 1549 nucleotides long. Its product is annotated as retinol dehydrogenase 8-like. NCBI's taxonomy places the organism in Eukaryota, Metazoa, Chordata, Actinopteri, Syngnathiformes, Syngnathidae. The record is from RefSeq and is a predicted model, not a curated record. Gene Ontology annotation, cellular component: cytoplasm. Gene Ontology annotation, molecular function: estradiol 17-beta-dehydrogenase [NAD(P)+] activity. Gene Ontology annotation, biological process: estrogen biosynthetic process. Bases 254 to 1207 code for a protein of 317 amino acids. The transcript is spliced from 7 exons.